Molecule: messenger RNA, 2125 nt
Organism: Dendronephthya gigantea
Lineage: Eukaryota; Metazoa; Cnidaria; Anthozoa; Malacalcyonacea; Nephtheidae
Product: sialin-like
Exons: 11
Coding region: 199-1740 (513 amino acids)
Biological process (GO): monoatomic anion transport; transmembrane transport
Molecular function (GO): transmembrane transporter activity
Source: RefSeq, a predicted model, not a curated record
ACAGGUUUGAAGUGUUGUCUGCAUUUCAAUGAGUUACUCAUUUGACUUGGUAAUUUUACGCAAAAUUCUGUCAGCGAUCAUAUCAAUGCGCUCAACAAAGCAAACGUGUGGGGGGUUUUGAAUAAUGAGUAUUCAUGCGAAGAUCAACAUGUCGUGGCGACAAAAUGUUAUUUAACAGCCUAGUAAGGCCUUUUUAACAUGGAAGAAGGUUCAAAAAAAAGUGACAUAAUGGAACAGAAGGAGGAACAGUUUCCUAUGACAGAAAGAAGGAGCCAAACAGACAAUGAUGACCAGCAAGAUAUUAAAGACACAUUAAUGCAAAACUUAGUGGACUCAACUAAUCAGUUCAGUUGGGAAGAUCAGGGCUGUUUGUGUUCAUUUAUCCCAAAGCGCUAUAUGGUUACAUUUCUGGCUAUGUUUGGUUUCUUUAAUGCAUAUGCCUUGAGAGUAAAUCUGAGUGUAGCAAUGGUUGCCAUGGUGAAUAAUGUAACAAAGUUUGGACAUGGCCUUGAAACUGAGGAUGUUGCAGAAUUCAACUGGAAUACUAAUUUGCAAGGCUUGAUCCUUUCCUCAUUCUUCUUUGGUUACAUAACAACUCAAAUACCGGGUGGAUUUCUCGCUUCAAAAUACGGUGGGAAGAAUUUAUUUGGCGGCGGAAUACUUAUUGCCAGUAUUCUUACUAUGCUGACGCCAGUUGCUACGAGACGAAGUGUUUCUUGGCUUAUUGCAUUACGUGUCCUUGAAGGAAUAGCUCAGGGUGUAAUAUAUUCAUCAAAUCAUGCAGUUAUGAGUCGAUGGGCGCCAAUCUUAGAAAGAUCUAAAAUGGUGGCGUUGACUAAUUCAGGUUCUUUUAUUGGAACUGUAUUUGCGAUGCCAGUAUCUGGAAUAUUGGUAAAGAUGUAUGGCUGGCCUGCAGUCUUUUAUUUCUUCGGUUUUCUAGGGAUUUUAUGGAGUUUCUUGUGGUUCUUUAUGGUAACCAACUCUCCAAAUGAACACCAAAAAAUUAGCAAGAAAGAACUAAAUUAUAUUGAAAAGAGUUUGAAAGGUGAAAGUGAAACUUUGGAUUGCAAAGUUCCAUGGAAAUCGAUAUUACUUUCUACUCCUGUUUGGGCGAUCGUUGCUGCUCACUUUUGUCAAAACUGGGGUUACUAUACUUUGCUUACAACUCUACCAACAUAUAUGAAGGCUGUUCUUGGGAUUGAAUUACUCGCGACUGGUUUUUUGGCAGCUCUUCCCUACUUAGCUAUGACGGUGGUUCUCCAUUUCAGUGGAUUUACGUCCGACUUUAUAAUAGCAAAAAAAGUCUGUUCAACAACUUCUGUGAGAAAAGUCAGUGUUUGUACAGGUUUUCUAUUACAAGCCAUUUUCACAGCGGCAGUUGGUUACACAACCAGCAAAAAUAUAGCGGUGGUAUUUUUAACCCUUGGGGUCGGAAUCGGAGGUCUUAUAUGGUGUGGGUUCAGUGUAAAUAUGAUCGAUAUUGGACCAAGAUAUGCCGGAUUAUUGAUGGGAAUUUCAAACUGUGUUGCAACAUUGCCUGGUAUCAUAGGACCAUCGAUUGCAGGAGCUCUAACACCAAACGAGACUCUUGACGAAUGGAGAACCGUAUUCUAUAUUUCUGGUGGUGUUUCGCUUCUUGGUUGUAUUGCGUUUGGUAUUCUUGCAUCAGGUAAAAGACAAGAGUGGAAUGAGAACGAAUAUAAUAUGAUACCCACUUCGCCUGUUAACUCGCCGGAUUAAACAAUGAAUUAAAAAGAAAACCGUCUCUUUAAUUGUAUUGAAAAAAUAAAUAUUUCUGCGUAUGCUAUAAAUUAAAUGCAAUGCUAAAUGAAGAAUAUUCUUUGCAUAAUAUUCUCUGCAUAAUAUUCUCUGCAUUUAAUUUAUAGCAAACGCAGCAAUAUUUAUUUUUUCAAAAUAUAUGUAUAAAUUGUCUUAAUUGUGCAUGUGAAGGGUAUAAAAUCUAUAAAUAAAUGUUUUAAUGCAAAAAGAUGGAAUUAAAGUAUAUUAUUGCAUGUGCAAGAACUUAUCGAGGGAGAGAGGUCUUAUAACUUAUUCAAAAUGUAUGUUUGAGAGUUGAGACAACCAUUCAAAGCAAUGAGAAGAUAAACGAUGCAGAGCAAGAAAU